Molecule: messenger RNA, 2327 nt
Organism: Amaranthus tricolor (Joseph's coat)
Lineage: Eukaryota; Viridiplantae; Streptophyta; Magnoliopsida; Caryophyllales; Amaranthaceae
Product: magnesium transporter MRS2-F-like
Exons: 8
Coding region: 664-2049 (461 amino acids)
Biological process (GO): magnesium ion transport
Molecular function (GO): magnesium ion transmembrane transporter activity
Source: RefSeq, a predicted model, not a curated record
UACACUAAUCUUUAUUUCCAUUUUAAAUCUGAAAAGAAAUCAGUUUUUGUUAUGAAAAGCUAUUCAUCUCCAUCAUCUUCAAUUGACCCUUAACCAAAAACGCAGACAACAAUUCCUCUCUGUGAAAUUUUGAAAAUAAACAUACACAGAUCGACAUCAACAACCUUCCUCUCAUUCCCUGAUUUUCCGGCGAAGAAUAACCGCCUUGUGCUGCGUCGCCUGGGUGUUUGACGAACAACAACAUGCCUUUCUAAGUCGCCUGAAUGCAGCAGCAAUAAUCUUCUUCCUCGUUCCUUUUGAAUGGGCAAAGCAGCAGCAAUCCUGAAUUAUCCUGGAAAUUUCGAUGAAUACAACCCUAAAACAUCCUAAAUUUUUGUAGAAUUUCGAAAAGAAGAACUAUACAACUGUUGUCCUAUUCUUUGGGGUUCGAAAAUCAGCAAUAGUCACAUAAUUUUUCUUCCUACUCUGAUUUCUUUUUCGGUGGAACUGUAAACAGCAAUUUCUCCUUUCGAUCAUUGUGUCGCCAAUUAAAGAUUGCUUGCAGAUCAAUACCAACUGGAAAGGGAGAGAUAUCCGAGGUGGUUAGAGCACUUUUUGAGGACUUUUAGUUUGGUUGGAUAGCUGUUGUAGAGAUCAUGCGGUCUAUAGUAGAAUUUUGUGAAUAUGGCGUGGAAACGUAACAAUCAAAAUCGAAGCAUGUUAAUGGAAGAAGUAAUGACAUGGGGUCCAAGAGCUACGCCACAUCAUCAUAACCAAGCUAAGAGAAGGCAAGGGAUAGGAACCAGGGUAUGGUUAAUGAUCUCAGAUACAGGGGAUUCUUGCCUUGAUGAAAUAUCAAAACACCAAAUUAUGCGUCGUACCGGGCUGCCGGCACGUGACCUCCGUGCUCUUGACCCGGUUUUGUCGUACCCAUCUUCGAUAUUUGGGCGUGAACGGGCUAUUGUUGUAAAUCUGGAGCAUAUCAAGGCCAUUAUUACUGCUACUGAGGUUCUUAUGAUUAAUUCUUCUAAUCCUCUAGUUGUUGAGUUUGUUGAAGAUCUUAGCCAACGUAUUGCCGGUGCUUUUCAAAAGGCCAAGGAGAGUAAUGAUCCAUACGUGGGAGGAGAGGAAAAGAGUUCUCAUCGACAUGGUAGUUCUGCAAAACCAUUGAUCAGAAGAAAAUCAGGGGGACUUGGAAAAGCUAUAGAUGCAUUAAAUGUGGCAAUUAAAGGAAGCAUUGGAAAAAAUACGGUUGAUGCAUCCUUAAUCCCAUGUAGCGGUCCUAUAUCAUUGCCAUUCGAGUUCAGGGCACUUGAAGCUUGUCUAGAAUCUGCUUGUAGGUGCCUUGAAACCGAGACUCAAACCCUGGAGCAGGAGGCAUAUCCUGCACUUGACCAACUAACUUCUCAAAUUAGCACACUUAUUCUUGAUCGUGUAAGGCAAAUAAAGAGCCGUUUGGUUGCAAUUUCCGGUCGCGUGCAAAAGGUGAGGGAUCAACUUGAAAAUUUGUUGGAUGAUGACGAUGACAUGGCAGAGAUGUAUCUGACUGAAAAGCUUAAGCUUUCAAUGGAACAAGGACUUUCCAUGAGAAAUUCCUUGAGAACUUCCAUGAGAACAGAACCUGGGGACCACCUAGUUGAUGUUGAUGAAAUGGAUGAUGAAGAAGAUUCAAAGUCUUUUGUAUAUUCUGAUUCAUACACUUAUGUUAAGCCAAAUAUUGAAGAGCUAGAAAUGUUGUUAGAAGCAUACUUUGCACAAGUAGAGGGGAUUUCACAGAAGUUGUCCGCUAUGAGCGAGUACGUAGGGGACACAGAGGACUACAUCAACAUAAUGUUAGACGACAAACAGAACCAACUGUUGCAAAUGGGAGUGAUGCUUAGUACAGCAAACAUGAUUAUAAAUGGAGGGAUUGUUGUAUGUGGGAUAUUUGGAAUGAACAUUCAUAUCCCUUUAUUUGAUGGAGAAAACAGACAGUUUUUGGAAACUGCCUUUGGCACUACUUUUGGUUGUAUUAUCACGUAUUUACUUGCUAUAGGUUGGGGUAGGAAGAAGUAUCUCUUAUCCUUCUAAUGUCUUAGUUUCUACAUUCACCAAUUUUUUGUAUUUCAAUUAUGGCUAUCUAUUCUUCGCUACUAUGCAUUCAUUGUAAUAAUUUUACAUCGACUCAUCUAAAACUUUACUCCUAUGGGUUAAGAAUAUUUAUGUAGUUUGAUGGUGACAUAUUUUAUAUGAAUUAUCGAUUACCAUUUGAUUACUUGUUUUAGUCAAUUUUGUAAAUUUAUCACCAAGGAAUGUUUUAUUUGUUUGUGUUUGCAUUGUGGAUAAUAUCAUCAUUUUUAGAAAAUAGU